CGAGGGGCUCCUUUCGUGGCGGCUGGCGAGAGCUGAGUUUACAUAUUACUGCAAACAGCAGAUGUAGACAUGGAGAACCCUGAUGUUGAAAUCAAAGCACGCAAUCCAGUGCCAGUGCAGAUCACAGUGCUGAGAGGCAGGAACUUGUGUAUUCUAUUGUCCUUGCAGAAAGGAAGUAAAAUAGACAGUCCAGUGUCAUAUAUCCGUGCUGAUUAUAAUAACAUCCAUCUUGGAGACUCGGGGAAAUUUCAGGUAGCUGAAGGUGAAGUAGAGUACAAUUUCACAACGAACUUUGAUUGCUUAUUUGGUGCUCAAGGAUUGGACAACCUGGUGCAUAAACCUGUACUUUUAACAGUUCUUGAGGUUUUGCCUAAGGAAAAGAAAAAAAAAGAUGAGAAGGCUGUUGUACUUGGCCAAGCUACAGUGGACUUACUGCCUCUGGUUCAAGGAGAAUGUACGUUUACAAAGACUGUUAUAAUCCACCCUUUAGGCGGAGCUCCUUUAGAACAAACUAUAUCGGAUGAAAUUAAGGCUUUCCUGGAAGUUACUGUGUCUGUCCCAGAGCCUUUACUUUCUGAAGCUCAAUUAGAAGCAUCUAAUUUGCUGAGGAUCACUGCAGAGUCUGCUUAUUCAGUUCCCGAGAGCUGGAAUCCCACAGGACCACAAUUUAAUUAUAUAGUUACAUUAUUUCUUCCAGCAGCUACUCAGAAGGUGAUUUUUUCUAAUGGGAUUUUGAAAGCUGCAGGAGAAAAGGAGCCCAUUAUAAGAUCAAAGAGAUGGCCAAUAAGCAACAUUGUUGCAUCUGGGGCUCAGGAUAUUCCAGAUUCCUUCAUUGAGGUUUGUCCAUAUGAAGAUGAAGACGGGGAACUAAACAGCAAAGAGGACUGGGCAUUUAGAACGGAGGCAGAAAAUUUGAAGAAGCGUGUCACAUGGAACAUUGAGCAACGCUGCUUUAUGGAGCCUGAGGCUUUGUCGAGUUUACAGAAGCAUAUAGCAGACACAACUUACUUACCUGUGGAGGUCAAGCGUGUGCCAUUAGCUGGUCCGACUAAAGGAGGGAAAAGCAGUAAAAUAGAUAAGACAGAGGAUGAGGGUCCUAUUUCCUUUCAUGGAAUAGCAUAUAUAAAUAUGGCACCUUUACUGUAUCCAGGUGUGAGGCGGAUUCGAGGAGCAUAUCCAAUAGUCUCUUAUAAUGAGGCUGAAAUAUUUGAAAAGACAAAACGUAAAAAGAGCUUCUCACGGGAGACAUCUGGAGGGAAGGGACUAUCUCAACAUUAUAAAAUGUCUAUUAGUAAAUUCAAGGAUGAAAAGACAACAAGGGAAACCGGGAGGAAGAGCUCAGUGAAUGUGAAGUCACUUAUCGCAGAACAUGAAUUUGAACAUGAAACUUUAAAUUCACUUAACACGGAAGGAGAUCAAUAUGCAGAGACAAGGACAUAUAUUGUUCUGGAGUUUAGUUUGACUAAACCUCUGGUCCAGAAGCGACUUCGAGAGGAUCUGGCUCAAAGGAUCGCAGAGAUGAUACCUCCUCGGCCAUUGUUGCCUCGUAGGACAAGUGGAGCAGAUAAGGCUGUCACAGACUACCAUAAUCAGAUAAUCAGUGUAGCUAGGAUCAUUAUGGAUGAAUACCAGGAAAUGUUUGGGCGGAAGCUACUUGAAGGCAAACUCUCAAAUGAAUUCCAGGAUCAAGAGGAGCGUAAACAAAAGCUUAUGUUUGAGCUGAACACCUCAGGAAAAUAUUUUGCUUUCAAGGAACAGCUAAAGCAUGCAGUUGUGAAAAUUGUGCGAGAAAAAUACUUACGGACAGUGGCCUUUGAGGAUAGAGAACAGCUUCAGACAUUCCUUAAUGAGUUGUAUAUUUACUUGGUUGAUCAGAUGCACUGUUGUCUGCACAAGAUGUUGCAUGUGGAUCCUCCGGAUCCUAUUCCAGAAUCAUUUCUUAGUUCUGCUCAAUUAAAACACUUCGCUAAAGAAGCUGAAGCGGGCAAAAACUUUGAACUUGCAAAUAAAUACCAUUUAGAGCGAUUAACACGUGACAAGUCAAGUCCUGACCACUGGUUUGACUAUGGUACUUUCUACCUCUUGUUAAAUGACUAUGUCAAAGCAGAAGAAUGCUUCCAUAAGGCUAUUGCAGUAGAUCAAGAGCAUGUAAAUAGCCUUAUCCUGUGUGGUACUCUAGCAUGCAUGAAUGAAUACUAUGAAGAAGCAGAUAAUUUCUUUGAGAGUGCCAGAUGCUUUGAACCAAACAACAUAUUAGCUUGGACCAUGCAUGGAUUGUUUUAUGAAAGUCAGGAUCAGACAAUUCUAGCAGAAAUGGCUUUUUCAGAGGCAAAAAAACUUCAAACGGUAACUGAAACACUGAAAAAGUCUCUGGAUGAAGUGGUUGUUGAUAAAGCAAAAAUAACCAAGGUUCCAGAAACUGAACCUAAGGAAGAUAAAAAAGAUCCACAAAUUGCCUUAGUUCAAAGUGAACCUGUAAUUUCUGACAGCAUUAGUGCACGCUCCAUUGCAACCCCUGAAGAGAUGGCUACCAACGCAAUUCCAAAAUCUGAUUCUUCAACUAGCCAAAAAAGAAAGAAGUCUAUUGAUGAAGAAACAAAACAAAACACUGUUCCCAUUGGCAGUCCCUUGAUAACAAAGCAACAAAAACCUGUACCCAUUCCAGUGGCUAAACAGCCACCAAAAGGGACUACUUCUGACUUUACAAGAAGUAUUUACAUGCAGACAGCAAUGUUUCUGUUGGAGGUUAAUGCAUUGCAGUUUGUAUCAAGAGCUUUGGCACAUGAGCUGAUUUGCAGCGAAAGUGGGUUAAGUUGUGAAUAUCACGUGGUUCUUGCUCGACUUCAUAUGCAGCAGGGGGAAUUUGGAAAAGCAGAAGUAUGUCUUGCAGAAGCAGAACGUAUCAAUCAUCAGAAUCCAGACCUGUGGGCUUUAUUAGGACAUUUAAGCUACAUGAAAGAAGACUAUGCCAAGGCUAAAGAACUUUAUGCACGCACGCUGUGUUACGUAAAUGAUGCAUUUGACAUGCAUGCCAUCUGCUUAAGACUAGGAUCCAUGUAUCUGCUGGAAAACGAGAUUGAGUCUUAUAAAUCGGCAAAAUCUGUCUACCUCUUUGCCUCUCAGAGAGCACCAUCCUGCUUGACUUGGCUAGGAGUUGGCAUUGCCUGCUAUAGGCUUAAUGAAUUGACGGAUGCUGAGGAUGCUCUUUGUGAAGCAAAUAUCCUGUGUAACUCUAAUGCAGAAGUCUGGGGCUAUCUCACAUUAGUAUGCCUAAAGACAGGGAGAAAAUUGGAAGCAGAGCAGACCUAUAAAUAUGCAUCAAAGUUAAAUCUUGAAGAUAAACGGCUUCUUGAUGAGAUUCAUCAACUACAGCAAACACUUGGCUUUGGAAACCCUUCACUUUAAAUCCAUGGAACCUUCAGACCUGCAUUAACCCAGCACUAUUUGAUAGUCAAUUAUUUUUCUUGUACCAAUUACCUUUAUAAUACAAAUUAAAGUUAUGAUUUUAGUUAAUACAUAGCCUGUCUGCACUUUAGUGUAUCCUCAAAAAUGAAUGAA
This is a messenger RNA of Mobula hypostoma (lesser devil ray), 3558 nucleotides long. RefSeq names its product cilia and flagella associated protein 70 (gene cfap70). The record is from RefSeq and is a predicted model, not a curated record. Gene Ontology annotation, biological process: cilium movement; cilium assembly. Bases 70 to 3405 code for a protein of 1111 amino acids. The transcript has 28 exons. Lineage: Eukaryota; Metazoa; Chordata; Chondrichthyes; Myliobatiformes; Myliobatidae. Gene Ontology annotation, molecular function: protein binding. Gene Ontology annotation, cellular component: extracellular exosome; motile cilium.